CUCCUUCCCAUCACAAGUUGCUCUGUCAAUGGAACCUCUCUUUGGACAGGCGAAGGUCCCUCCCUCGCAGGCAUGGGGUGGCCUGGGUCAAGGUAGACUAGUGUCAGCUUACCCCAUAUCUCGAAUUCUAUGCCCUCUGUAUUGUACGACCGGGGGAGUUGUCUACCAAUGCACCCAACAACACCCGCUUUCAAACGGCGUCAAAUCCCAUCAGGAGGGAUCUUACGGCGAGCUCUUACUUAGCUGAAAUGCUGCACUAGUCCAAUACUGUCCUCGCAGUCCUGCUGUCAUACGAUCGAUGGGUCCUUGGGAGGUAGAAAAGACAUGGAGAACUCCGCGGAGCUCUAUAUAGGAGCGACUACCUACGCAACAGCGAUGACAUACCAUAGAAUGGAUAGGACUAUUGGUGACCAGGCGGAGACAUUGGGUCAAUGCUGAGAAUACGAUGUUGCAUGACCUCAUGAUGGAGUAACCCUGUUUUGCGAACCAUCUGAUUAAACGAGCUGCUGUCUGCUAUAGCAACAGAAGGUAUUUAAGAUUGAGCUUUAACCCUGAUAGCACUCUAUGUGGCAGCUUUAGUAUUCGAUUCAACCACGAUCUUACACCAUGGCCGGUAGGACAGCCCUGAGACACGUCUUCAAGACAACUGCUACGACUACACUCAGAUAUUACACCAAAGAGGCCCGUAUGACUACUUGCCUUGGGAAGAGUCAAGCUUGGAAUAAGCUCAGUAAUAACGCAACAACGUUUCUAGGACCCCCCAAAUUCCCCUUUGCUCGACCUCACGGAUACGAGCCACCGGUCGAAUACGCACGACUUCGCGCGACGAAUCCCGUUUCUCGCGUCGAAUUAUGGGACGGAAGUCAUCCAUGGCUUGUCGUGAAGCACGACGAUGUCUGCAAUGUAUUGUCUGACAACAGGCUGUCAAAGGUCUUCGGGAAUACCUCCACGAGUGAGACUUUCCGCUGAAUCGUUCGUGCUGAUUCAAACAGGAACGCCAACGACCGGGCUUCCCCGAGAUGAGUGCUGGGGGAAGGGCAGCUGCGAAGAACCGGCCGACGUUUGUGGACAUGGAUCCACCAGCUCAUAUGCGGCAGAGGUACGGAGUAAGACACGGAAGAAAGACAGACAUCAUCCUGCAUCAUGAGGGUCAUGGCUCAUUCAUUAUAGGAGUAUGGCAACGCCCUUUUUCACCAUCGAGCAUAUCGAGGCUAUGCGUCCCGAGAUCCAGAGGGUUGUCGACUUCUUCCUUGACAAAAUGGUUAAAGACGGGUGUACAAAGCCCGUGGAUCUUGUGGAGAAGUUCUCUCUGCCCAUUCCUUCUUAUAUCAUCUUUAAAAUGCUCGGAGUCCCAUUCGCGGACUUUGAGAAACUGACUACGAUCAACGCCGUUCGUACCAAUGGAAGCUCGACUGCGGCCGAGGCUGCGAAUGCCAAUAAGCAAUUGCUCGAAUACCUUGAAGGUCUCGUCGACAAGAAAAUUGCCGACCCAUCAAGCGACAUAAUCAGCUCCCUCGUAACCAAGCAGUUGGAACCGGGCCAUAUAGACAAGCUGGAUGCCGUGCAGAUUGCGUUCCUACUGCUGGUGGCCGGCAACGCAACCAUGGUCAACAUGAUCAACCUGGGUGUUGUCACUCUCCUCGAGCACCCUGACCAGUUAGCCGAUCUGAGAGAUGAUCCAUCCCUCGCCAAACCGUUCGUAGAAGAACUGUGUCGAUUCCAUGUUGGCUCGGCAUAUGCGACACGCCGAGUCGCCAAGGUUGAUAUUGAACUGCACGGCCAGAAAAUCAAAGCCGGGGAAGGUAUAAUUGCAUCAACCCAAUCCGCAAACCGAGACGAGGAAGUAUUCCCCGACCCGGACAAGUUCGAUAUUCACCGCGAACGAGGAUCAGAGGAGGCGCUGGGCUUUGGAUACGGCGAGCAUCGCUGUAUUGGGGAAUGGCUCUCUCGUGCUGAGCUGGAGAUUGUUUUCUCAACUCUGUUCCAGAGACUUCCGAACCUGAGACUAGGCAUUCCUCGCUCGGAAAUUAAAUGGACGCCUCCGACGAAGGAUGUAGGGAUUGAGGAGCUUCCUGUCGUCUGGUGAAACGCAUGAUGAUGGUUGUUGCUAUUUGGAAAAGGAUCCAUGACUCCAUCAAAGCUAUCAUAAAACAAACACAACCCAGCUCUACCUAGGUAAUAUACUUGAAAUUCU
Messenger RNA from Monascus purpureus, 2194 nucleotides. Lineage: Eukaryota; Fungi; Ascomycota; Eurotiomycetes; Eurotiales; Aspergillaceae. The record is from the annotation of a GenBank genome assembly.